Nycticebus coucang (slow loris) is the source of this 2630-nucleotide messenger RNA. It is a transcript of the gene PDHX, whose product is annotated as pyruvate dehydrogenase complex component X. Bases 82 to 1593 code for a protein of 503 amino acids. Gene Ontology annotation, biological process: pyruvate decarboxylation to acetyl-CoA. Gene Ontology annotation, molecular function: acyltransferase activity. The transcript is spliced from 11 exons. Gene Ontology annotation, cellular component: pyruvate dehydrogenase complex; mitochondrion. The record is from RefSeq and is a predicted model, not a curated record. Lineage: Eukaryota; Metazoa; Chordata; Mammalia; Primates; Lorisidae.
GGGUGGGAGGUGGGGCUCUGGAGGGCCUUGAUACUGAGAGAUCAGGCUGUGCUGCGGUCAGCCCGUAAGAAGGCCGGGAAGAUGGCGGCCUCCUGGAGGCUCGGCUGUGACCCGCGGCUGUUACGCUGCCUCCUGGGCUUCGCGGGCCGCCGAAGCGUUGGGCUGGUCAAGGGGACUACUGGAUGGUCUGUCGGCCGCGCAGUUAGUUGGAAAUGGCUGCACAGCACGCGGUGGCUUCGGAUUGACCCCAUUAAGAUACUAAUGCCAUCACUAUCUCCUACAAUGGAAGAAGGAAACAUUGUGAAGUGGCUGAAAAAAGAAGGUGAAGCUGUCAGUGCUGGUGAUGCAUUAUGUGAAAUUGAGACUGACAAAGCUGUGGUGACCUUAGAUGCGAGCGAUGAUGGUGUCUUGGCCAAAAUAGUGGUUGAAGAAGGAAGUAAAAAUAUACGACUAGGUUCGCUAAUUGGUUUGAUGGUUCAAGAAGGAGAAGAUUGGAAAAAUGUUGAAAUUCCCAAAGAUGCGGGUCCUCCAUCACCAGCUCCAAAACCAUCAGUGCCGGGCCCGGUAGCAGAGCCACAGAUUUCUAUCCCUGUCAAGAAGGAACACACGCCUGGGACACCACUGUUCCGUUUAAGUCCAGCUGCCCGCAAUAUUCUGGAAAAACACGCACUGGAUGCCAGCCAGGGCACAGCUACUGGCCCUCGGGGGAUAUUCACCAAAGAGGAUGCUCUCAAACUGGUCCAGUUGAAACAGAUGGGCAAGAUCACUGAGUCCAGACCUGCUGCAGCCCCUGUAGCCACUCCCACAGCACCUUCACCUUCACCUCCACAGGCCACAGCUGGGCCAUCGUAUCCCCGGCCAGUGAUCCCACCAGUGUCAGUUCCUGGACAACCUAAUGCAGUGGGCACAUUCACCGAAAUCCCUGCUAGCAAUAUUCGAAGAGUUAUUGCCAAGAGGUUAACUGAAUCUAAAAGUACUGUGCCUCAUGCAUAUGCUACUGCUGACUGUGACGUUGGAGCUGUUUUAAAAGUUAGGAAAGAUCUGGUUAAAGAUGACAUUAAAGUAUCAGUAAAUGAUUUUAUCAUCAAGGCAGCAGCUGUUACCCUUAAACAAAUGCCAGAUGUUAAUGUAAGCUGGGAUGGAGAGGGCCCCAAGCAGCUUCCCUGUAUUGACAUUUCAGUGGCUGUGGCAACAGAUAAAGGUUUAAUUACACCAAUCAUAAAAGAUGCUGCUUCCAAGGGUAUACAGGAAAUUGCUGACUCUGUAAAGGCACUUUCAAAGAAAGCAAGAGAUGGAAAAUUGUUACCUGAAGAAUAUCAAGGAGGAUCUUUUAGUAUUUCCAACCUGGGGAUGUUUGGCAUCGAUGAAUUUACUGCCGUAAUCAACCCACCUCAGGCCUGCAUCUUGGCUGUUGGGAGAUUUCGACCUGUGCUGAAGCUCACUGAGGAUGAAGAGGGGAAUGCCAAACUGCAGCAGCACCAGCUUAUAACAGUCACAAUGUCAAGUGACAGUCGGGUGGUCGAUAAUGAACUGGCAACCAGAUUUCUUGAAAGUUUUAAAGCAAACCUAGAGAAUCCUAUCCGACUUGCCUAGUCCUCAAAGAUGAGAAGGUGGUCUUUAGCUUACUUAACUCAGUAGCUAUUACCAAGAAAUGUACAUUACAGGGAAACAACUAGGUAUUUAAGUAUAAAGGGGGUGAAAUGUUCUUUUAUUUAAAGUGCAAGCAUUUGACCCAAGUUGUCUUCAUUUUCAGUUUUGGUUUAAUGUUGUAGGAAUAAAUGGUAAUAAACUAAUAAAAGAAAGAACAUUUGGUUAGUCAGAUCCAUUUUUAACCUUUGGUGCUUUACAAAAGGGGUAUUAAAAACUAGAUGUAAGGGCUGGGCGUGGUGGCUCACACCUGUAAUCCUAGCACUCUGGGAGGCCGAGGCAGGUGGAUUGCUGAAGCUCACCAGUUUGAGACCAGCCUGAGCAAGAGUGAGCCCUUGUCUCUAAAAAAUAGCCUGCCAUUGUGGCAGGCACCUGUAGUCCCAGCUACGUGGUAGGCUGAGGCAAGAGGAUCACUUGAGCCCAAGAGUUUGAAGUUGCCAUGAGCAAAGACGUGAUGGCAAUCUUUCUAGGGCCACAAAGUGAGACUCUGUCUCAAAAAAAUAAAAACUAGAUGUAAAUUAAAUUAUAUAUUUGGCUCAUUUGAGCAUUUUAGAAUAUUUAAGAAUGUAUGAUACUUUGUAAAAUCAAAAAUUGUUAAAACUAUCUAAAUUGAGUCAAAGUUAGAAGUGGUUUUCAGAGGGAGAUGCCCAUCGACUUAGCAAUGAGACCUCACUUAUGGGCACUGCUCUAGAUGUACUUGAACAGUUUAAUAUGUAUAGUUCUGAAUAAUAGUAAAUAAAUAUCAUACUGUAUUGGGGGUUGUGGCAACAUUAUUGAAUUUUUUAUGUAUAUAAAGCUGUAUGUUUUCGAGUGGUUUCUAUCAUUCUUAUAUUUCACUUCUAUAACACUGUGAACUUCUAAAGAAUAGAAGAAUAGAAUAAAAGAAGCAAGAAUGGAGAGAGAGAUGCUUCAAAAGUUGUGUGCUUUAAUGAAAAGCUAUAGCUAAAAUCCAUAAACCUUCUGAAAUAAACUGCUUACCUUCA